CCUGCCAACCAAAUGGUAAAAUGCGAUCCUCGUCAUGGUAAAUACAUGGCUUGUUGCAUGUUGUAUCGUGGAGAUGUCGUCCCUAAGGAUGUAAACGCCGCGAUUGCCACCAUCAAAACUAAACGUACCAUCCAAUUCGUCGAUUGGUGUCCAACCGGUUUCAAAGUUGGUAUUAACUAUCAACCACCAACAGUUGUCCCAGGUGGAGAUUUAGCUAAGGUUCAACGCGCCGUCUGCAUGUUAUCCAACACGACUGCUAUUGCUGAAGCUUGGGCCCGUUUGGAUCAUAAAUUCGAUUUGAUGUACGCUAAACGCGCUUUCGUUCAUUGGUACGUUGGUGAAGGUAUGGAAGAAGGUGAAUUUUCCGAAGCUCGCGAAGAUUUAGCCGCUCUUGAAAAGGAUUACGAAGAGGUUGGAAUGGAUUCUGGUGAAGGCGAAGGAGAAGGAGCAGAAGAGUAUUAAAAGAAAGGAAUUUCCAUUUAUGCUGUAUUUUUUUUGAUACUGAAUUUUUUUAUCUGAUUUGUUUUUUUAACAAUUUUCUUUUAAUAU
Molecule: messenger RNA, 549 nt
Organism: Onthophagus taurus
Lineage: Eukaryota; Metazoa; Arthropoda; Insecta; Coleoptera; Scarabaeidae
Source: RefSeq, a predicted model, not a curated record